AUGCACGACCAGGGCUCGGCGCCACAGCGAGCGGAGUAUUGCGGUCAUCAGGAGGACGAAAGAGAGGGAGGGAGGGCGGAUCCCAGCAACCAACCUACCACCUCAUCACCCGAGAGGGGUCAGGGGGUAACGGCCCAGAGAAACCUUGUCAUCAACAGGUGCCGCGAGGCACUCGGCCGGCAGCAAACAACCUUCAUUGACCUCCCGAGGCCACCGCCGGCGCCUCGUAAGUCACUCACUCGAAGGACCACACACUUGCUCAUAGCAGAUCAUCUUGGGCAUGGCCGAUCCUUGCCAUGCUCCACGGCUUUGACGGCAGAUGUGGACGCCGAGGAAAUCACUUGGCUGCUGGUACGACGUGAGUGGUCAUCCCACGAUGUCUUCACCCACUCGGCCGACGAGUCGCGCGUCGUGGAGCUAAGUAGGUCGCCCACAAGGUUGAUCUUGGAGCUCAUCACCUCCAAGUGGCUCCGAGUGGAGUGGAAAUGCGAGACUCCGCUGACGGCUCUCACGACUAAUGAUUGCCCAAAUCGAACGCUCGGCCGCAGGACGCUGUAA
This is a messenger RNA of Verticillium dahliae VdLs.17, 558 nucleotides long. RefSeq lists its product as uncharacterized. Bases 1 to 558 code for a protein of 185 amino acids. The record is from RefSeq and is a predicted model, not a curated record. The transcript is spliced from 3 exons. Lineage: Eukaryota; Fungi; Ascomycota; Sordariomycetes; Glomerellales; Plectosphaerellaceae.